GUCUCCAGCUCCUCUACAACAGAAAGGAUGCCACACGCCUACCCGUUCCUCACUCCAGAGCAGAAGAAAGAGCUCUGUGACAUUGCUCAGAGGAUUAUUGCCCCUGGGAAAGGCAUUCUUGCUGCCGAUGAGUCCACAGGAAGUGUUGCUAAGCGCUUCCAGAGCAUUAACACUGAGAACACUGAAGAAAACAGGAGGCUGUACCGCCAGCUGCUUUUCACCGCUGAUGACCGCAUCCAGCCCUGCAUUGGCGGGGUUAUCCUCUUCCAUGAGACCCUCUACCAGAAGACAGAUGAUGGCAAGCUCUUCUCCCAGCUUCUCAAAGAGAGGGGUAUGGUUGUGGGUAUCAAGGUUGACAAGGGUGUUGUCCCACUGGCCGGUACCAACGGAGAAACCACCACCCAGGGUCUGGAUGGGCUGUAUGAGCGUUGUGCUCAGUAUAAGAAGGACGGUGCAGACUUUGCUAAGUGGCGCUGUGUACUGAAGAUCACACCCACCACCCCAUCCCGCCUGGCCAUCAUUGAGAAUGCCAACGUUCUUGCUCGCUAUGCCAGCAUCUGCCAGAUGCAUGGCAUUGUCCCAAUUGUGGAGCCAGAGAUUCUGCCUGACGGUGACCAUGAUCUCAAGAGAUGCCAGUAUGUGACAGAGAAGGUCCUUGCAGCUGUGUACAAGGCCCUGUCAGACCACCAUGUCUACCUGGAGGGAACCUUGCUCAAGCCAAACAUGGUCACUGCUGGACACUCCUGCUCUCACAAAUACUCUCCCCAGGAGGUUGCCAUGGCAACCGUCACUGCCCUGCGCCGCACUGUGCCACCCGCAGUCCCUGGCAUCACCUUCUUAUCAGGAGGCCAGAGUGAGGAGGAGGCCACAGUCAACUUGAACGCUAUGAACCAGUGCCCCCUGCACCGUCCCUGGGCCCUUAGCUUCUCCUAUGGCCGUGCCCUGCAGGCCUCUGCCCUCAAAGCUUGGGGAGGCAAGAAGGAAAACGGCAAGGCCUGUCAGGAGGAAUUUGUCAAGAGGGCGCUGAACAACAGCCAAGCAGCCAUAGGUAAAUAUGUUUCUACAGGUGAUGCAGGGGCAGCUGCAGGAGAGUCCCUGUUUGUGGCAAACCAUGCUUAUUAG
Molecule: messenger RNA, 1122 nt
Organism: Chanos chanos (milkfish)
Lineage: Eukaryota; Metazoa; Chordata; Actinopteri; Gonorynchiformes; Chanidae
Gene: aldoab
Product: aldolase a, fructose-bisphosphate, b
Exons: 7
Coding region: 28-1122 (364 amino acids)
Biological process (GO): glycolytic process
Molecular function (GO): fructose-bisphosphate aldolase activity
Source: RefSeq, a predicted model, not a curated record